Molecule: messenger RNA, 2218 nt
Organism: Bufo bufo (common toad)
Lineage: Eukaryota; Metazoa; Chordata; Amphibia; Anura; Bufonidae
Gene: KCNAB2
Product: potassium voltage-gated channel subfamily A regulatory beta subunit 2
Exons: 15
Coding region: 208-1269 (353 amino acids)
Biological process (GO): regulation of action potential; regulation of potassium ion transmembrane transport; transmembrane transport
Cellular component (GO): membrane; voltage-gated potassium channel complex; extrinsic component of cytoplasmic side of plasma membrane
Molecular function (GO): voltage-gated potassium channel activity; potassium channel regulator activity; transmembrane transporter binding
Source: RefSeq, a predicted model, not a curated record
AUUUGACCGGGGAGGGAGUUGCUUAAAAUGCAUUCCUCAUUGUGUGCGCUGCAAUAUUUACACAAUCUGCAGAUCUUUGCCUUUUUCUAGAUUUAUAUCUGUCUCCCUUCAGUUUCAUCUUUUCACCUCAGAUCUUCAGUCUGGCUGGGAAAGGGGAGUUUUUAGAAGGCGACUAGGACGUUGAGCACAGCCUCCGAAGCUGGCUCCAUGUAUCCAGAAUCCACCACAGACUCCCCAGCUAGACUUUCACUGCGACAGACUGGCUCUCCAGGAAUGAUUUACAGAAAUCUUGGAAAGUCCGGCCUAAGGGUCUCCUGCCUGGGCUUAGGAACAUGGGUGACGUUUGGAGGUCAGAUCACGGAUGAGAUGGCGGAGCAAUUGAUGACUCUGGCGUAUGACAAUGGAAUAAACCUCUUUGACACAGCGGAAGUUUAUGCUGCUGGCAAGGCUGAAGUUGUAUUGGGAAAUAUCAUCAAGAAAAAAGGUUGGAGACGGUCCAGUUUGGUCAUUACAACCAAAAUCUUUUGGGGAGGAAAGGCAGAAACUGAAAGAGGUUUAUCCAGAAAACAUAUCAUUGAAGGUUUAAAGGCUUCUUUAGAUAGACUUCAGCUAGAAUAUGUGGAUGUCGUAUUCGCUAACCGACCAGAUCCCAACACACCGAUGGAAGAGACAGUCCGAGCUAUGACCCAUGUGAUUAACCAAGGAAUGGCAAUGUAUUGGGGGACAUCACGAUGGAGCUCUAUGGAAAUAAUGGAAGCUUACUCAGUAGCGCGACAAUUCAAUUUGAUUCCUCCAAUCUGUGAGCAAGCUGAAUAUCACAUGUUUCAAAGAGAAAAGGUUGAAGUUCAACUCCCAGAACUGUUUCAUAAAAUUGGUGUGGGAGCUAUGACAUGGUCACCGCUUGCUUGUGGAAUAGUAUCUGGAAAAUAUGAUGGUGGAAUACCACCGUAUUCUAGAGCAUCACUGAAGGGUUAUCAGUGGUUAAAAGACAAGAUCCUGAGUGAAGAAGGACGACGACAGCAAGCAAAACUGAAGGAGCUUCAGGCCAUCGCAGAGCGUCUGGGCUGCACUCUUCCCCAGUUAGCCAUUGCCUGGUGUCUGAGGAAUGAAGGUGUCAGUUCAGUCUUGUUAGGGGCAUCAAAUGCUGACCAACUACUGGAGAAUAUUGGAGCAAUACAGGUCCUUCCAAAGUUAUCCUCUUCCAUAAUUCAUGAGGUUGAUAGUAUUUUGGGCAACAAGCCAUAUAGCAAAAAAGACUAUCGGUCCUAAUUUGGGAUGGCUGAGUACCAGACUGUCACAGCUCCGCUUUGGUUCUUCGACUUGCCUGCUUUAAGCUUUACCGAAUCCAAGUGGAGCGUGGUCGCACCCAAGAAAAUAACAUUUUCCGGAUAGCGCCAGGAAACUGUUCAAAAGUAUUAAUGUGAGAAACCAUAUGCUUAAUGUAAACAAAUCUACGCUAACUUCUUCAGCCGCACAAUGACGUAGUCACAGGAUGAGCGCUGCUUGUGGUAAUGGAAAAAAAAAAUAUCAAUAUCACCUCUUCUGUUCAGUGUGUCCAUCUUUGUGAUCUCAGGCUUCGUUUCAGUAUUUCCUCAGCCGUUGGUAAUGGUGCUGCAGCACGUUACUCUGGUUUUCUAUGUUGCGUAAAUAAUCACACCCUGAUUCUUCUGGAACUGGAUUUUUAUUUUAGAAGUUCUCAAUUUCUGCUUUACAAUUGAAUCCUAUACCUCAUUUAGGGAUUAUAAAAUAGUGAUUUUUUUAUUUUGUUCCAUUACAGUACUUUUUUCUUUUUUUAUAGUUCUUUUAUUCAGUUUUAUUUUAAUUUUACUUUUUUUUUUGUUGCACCAGUGACCUCUCAAACAAGUCUUGGGUGUACGUUACUUUUCUAGGUUGAUGGAAUUAUUAUGGUGUAUUUUUUUAUUUCAUUGCAUCUCCGUAAGGAAUAAUCAGUUCAAAUAUCUAGCAGAUUAUUACUGUUGCAACAGAUAUGAAGUGUAUCAUGGCAAGUUGGGGCUUCACAGCUAUUUCAUACGCUCCGCUGUUGUGCCAGUAGUUGUGCAUUAAUUUGCAGUAGGUCAACAACUAAACACUGAAGUGACACCAAAUUAUGCAAAAGUGGCACUGCAAAGUAAUUGAGUCAUGUGACCCUGCAUUGCUAUCGAAAUCAAUGGUAAAUGUUACCUAAUGUUUAUCAUUGAGUUCUGUCACAGAGUGAUUG